CCAGAAAUUAGGGUUCUUGAGAGCCAUGGACGCCAAGCUUGGGGAGGCACUCCAGCAAGCUCACGAUCUGGCGGCGGACAUGGUGAAGCAAAUGGCGAACGAGCCUUCCGUGGGGCUUUACUUUGUCCAGCAGCACGUCCACAAGGCUGUCCCGGCGAUUGUUUCUCUCAAGGAUCAAGUAGGCGAUUGCGCUCACGACUCGGGGCUCAGCACUGAGGAUGCAAAGGACGCGCUCGCUACUGUCAGAAAUUUCAAAGGAGUCGGGCCUCCGGUGAUUGAGAGAAUGAUGAAACGUCUCAACUCUUCGAUCCAAGCCCUCCAACCAUCCAGGAGCAAGGAAUCAAGCUACUCGGUCUCGGAGAUGGCUAAAAACGCUAAAAAGCUCGUCUCCUCCCCGUUCAAGUCCGAGGAGUCCCCAACAAGCAAGUCCUCCGAUUCGUCCACAAACUACGCGAGAAACUUAUGGGACUCGGCCGUGGAUCGAGCCAGCAGCUUCACUCGGAAACCUCCUUCUCCAAUUCCAGCCUCGUCCUCUCCAACACCAGACACGCCGCCAUCCCCUCCAGCUGAAGCUCCGGCAGCUUCUUCUCCAUCUCCUUACGGCUACGCUCGCUUGGUUUUGGAGUCGGCCUCUCAGCGAGUAGGCAGCAUUGGAUGGAGCGACUCUAGCAGCAGCAAAGAGGACAGGGACAAACCCACAGGAUCCACGGAAGAACUCAAACUUUCCAGCGACAACUCGAGUAACAAACCCGUUCGAGCAGUGCUGGACACGAUUUCUACGACGAGUAAAACUCCGGAGACGGAAGGAUCGGAAGCGCCAGCAGGGGAAGGAGAGAUUCCUGGGAACUCGACAGAGAUUCAGGAGGGGUUUGACAGGUUCCAGGCGGAGAGCGCGGCUAAACUGGCGGCUUGGCUGGAUAAGCCAUGAGUGUGAGAGAGAGCCAAGUUUCUUAAGCUCCGGCUAUGGCGGUUUACACGUGGCUGCAUGCACGGGUGCAUGGUCGCCAUCCAAAAGCGCGGAGACAAAUUCUGGAAGCCCAUUUGGGAGAGAGGGGUCUGACGGAGCCAAGAAAAAAAAAAGAGAGGAGAGCUUCUCCACAGCGUCGCCGUCACUACAGCGUCAUGAUCUUCGUGGAGUGGUGGCCAGCGUAAAAACUAUUCUUCUUCUCCAGAGAUGAUUUGCUGAUAAGAAGAGAGCAAAGCAAAAGGAGCUCGAAGAAGAACGAAGAAGAAGGGUGAUUGAUUUGGAUAAGGAAAUGAUACUCGUGGCGCUGCUGGUUCACUUGAUCGGCGACUACUUCGCGACGGUGGUGAGGCUCUUGAGUGAAUUGGUGAGAGAGGCUCCGCUGCCGAGCAGGAUCAGGAUCCUCAUCCUCCGGAGGCUUCGCUCGGUGUCAUAGAUCGAGCAAAGCGAGCUUUUUUACCUGGAAAAUGGGGGAUUGAAUCGAAAAAUUCUUCUUUGCUCGGUC
This is a messenger RNA of Selaginella moellendorffii, 1469 nucleotides long. RefSeq lists its product as uncharacterized. The coding region runs from base 26 to 928 and encodes 300 amino acids. The transcript has 5 exons. The record is from RefSeq and is a predicted model, not a curated record. Lineage: Eukaryota; Viridiplantae; Streptophyta; Lycopodiopsida; Selaginellales; Selaginellaceae.